AUGGAUAGAUACGAGGAAAACUACUUGGACGGGUCGGAAAUAGCCACUUUACAACACCAAGAGCAAGAGGAACAAGAAGAGCAAAUACCAUCUCAUCCAGCACCUACUCAGAAUAUAGUAGAUGAAGAAGAGUUGUUGGCAGCGCAAGCGGCAGCCGAGGCAGCAGCAGCAGCCCAACUGCAACAACCAGGAGGCGCAUUCAAUAAUGUUGGACAGGGUUUAACGGGAGUUUAUAGAGAUAUGAUGAUGCAAUAUUGGCAGGAAACUAUUAAUUCGAUCGAACACGAUGAACACGAUUUUAAGAACCACCAGUUACCGUUAGCUAGAAUCAAAAAAGUCAUGAAAACAGACGAAGACGUUCGAAUGAUAAGUGCAGAAGCCCCAAUUUUGUUCGCCAAGGGAUGUGAUGUUUUUAUAACGGAAUUAACUAUGAGAGCAUGGAUUCAUGCCGAAGAAAACAAGAGAAGAACAUUACAGAAGUCGGAUAUAGCUGCUGCAUUAACAAAGAGUGAUAUGUUUGAUUUCUUGAUUGAUAUUGUUCCAAGAGAAGAAGAAAAGCCUAAAAAGUCAUACUCAUCCCUGUCCAGAUCUGGAAGCUACGCUAAUAUCCCUCCAAAUUCGAAUCCAACAUUGUCUAACGCAAGCCAGCAGCAAAUACCCACAAGCCAGCCUAAGAAUAUUUCGCACAUUCCUGGGAAUAUCAACGAAGAUCAAGACAUAAAGAAUGAUGAUAGGCAAAUAAAUGAUCCGCAGAUUCUCCACCAACAAAUGCUCCAACAGCAAAUGUUACAGCAGCAACAACAACAGCAACAACAGCAACAACAACCACCACCACCACCACAACAACCACAACAUCAGCAACAGGCACAACAUCAGCAACACCAGCAACAACUAGAGCAACAACAACUAGAGCAACAACAACUAGAACAACAACAACUAGAACAACAACAACAACAACAACAACAACAACAACAACAACAACAACAACAACAACAACAACAGCAACAACAACAAAAAGAUCAAUCACAAGCAGAACAACCCGAGCCGCAGUUACCACCACAACAAAUAAAACUGGAACAAAAUUAUUCUGAGAUGCCCCAGUUCCCAGAAGGAACUACACAACCACCCCAAAUCAGCAACCGAAAUGAAUUUCAGAAUUUCAACUUCCAAGUUUACGAAUGA
This is a messenger RNA of Debaryomyces hansenii CBS767, 1182 nucleotides long. It is a transcript of the gene HAP5, whose product is annotated as Hap5p. The record is from RefSeq and is a predicted model, not a curated record. Lineage: Eukaryota; Fungi; Ascomycota; Pichiomycetes; Serinales; Debaryomycetaceae. Gene Ontology annotation, cellular component: CCAAT-binding factor complex; nucleus. Gene Ontology annotation, biological process: regulation of DNA-templated transcription. The transcript has a single exon. The coding region runs from base 1 to 1182 and encodes 393 amino acids. Gene Ontology annotation, molecular function: protein heterodimerization activity; DNA-binding transcription activator activity, RNA polymerase II-specific; DNA binding.